GCGAGCACUAUGGAAACGCGUCGGAACGUGUAGCUGCACUUUACGAAACCACAAACGCAGGCACGCUUAUACGUAGCGGUCUCUCAGGCAUUACAUGCACUGCUCGUGAAGGUGUUCGACGCAAUUUGCCGAUAUCCGUUGUUUGCAUGUUCACGUGAAAAGUUCGUUGUCGUCUAAGUUGAAAUUAACGUGCCUUCUCUUGAAAAUGUCACUUCUUGAAGUAUGGUAGUUCUCCUAGUUUCACGUGCCCACUUAAAAACUAAUAAUUACUGCUGUUGACCUAUUUCAAAAUAUUUCAGUAUGUUUAACGAAAAUACUCCGAAGCUUUUCCUGCUGUAUUUUGCCGUCAUUACGCUAACGGGAAGUUCGAUUGCUCUGCCUGAUGAGGACGCCAAGAGAAGCACGGCAGAGCUUAUAGCAAGCAAGGGCUAUCCCGUGGUUCAGUACGCCGUAAUGACGAAGGACCACUACAACAUCACCAUGCAAAGGAUACCAGGUGGACGGAAAGGCACCCGACAAUGGCCAAAAGGCGGAAAGCCAGUGGCCUUUCUGAUGACCGGUCUUGAAUGCAGUAGCGCGGAUUUCGUGGUGAACCUGCCGCAUCAAAGCCUUGGUUUUAUUUUAGCUGACCACGGCUUCGACGUGUGGCUGGGCAACGUUAGGGGCACCCAAUAUUCUAGUCACAAAUGGCUGAGCAAAGAAAACGAAGCCUUUUGGGAUUUCGGGUAA
Rhipicephalus microplus (southern cattle tick) is the source of this 729-nucleotide messenger RNA. RefSeq lists its product as uncharacterized. Gene Ontology annotation, biological process: lipid metabolic process. NCBI's taxonomy places the organism in Eukaryota, Metazoa, Arthropoda, Arachnida, Ixodida, Ixodidae. The record is from RefSeq and is a predicted model, not a curated record.